Pecten maximus is the source of this 2513-nucleotide messenger RNA. Its product is annotated as RING finger protein 151-like. NCBI's taxonomy places the organism in Eukaryota, Metazoa, Mollusca, Bivalvia, Pectinida, Pectinidae. Gene Ontology annotation, molecular function: zinc ion binding. The transcript has 3 exons. The record is from RefSeq and is a predicted model, not a curated record. Bases 225 to 1070 code for a protein of 281 amino acids. Gene Ontology annotation, biological process: positive regulation of JNK cascade; regulation of canonical NF-kappaB signal transduction; tumor necrosis factor-mediated signaling pathway. Gene Ontology annotation, cellular component: plasma membrane signaling receptor complex.
AACAUUCCGAGGUCAGUUGAGUCCGGGAAAUUGACAUCGGGAGAAAUCGAUUUGAUGCCUGUCAUCAAAUAUAUUAUGUAAAAACACGAGAUCAGUCUCGAUCAAUAUCCGUUGCCACGCGUGUGUCAAUCUUCAAGCCUUGCACAGUGAAGUUUCAAAUUCCAACAACGGCCACUGUUGGUGUUUUAUUUCAUCGAUCCAUAAAUUUAAGAUAACAACCAGCAAUGGGAUAUGAUGUCGACAGGUUUGUUGUCACCGUCAACGAAGGUCUGCUGUGCUGCAUCUGUCGUGACGUGCUAGAAGACCCGGUCCAGGCUCCUUGUGAGCAUGCGUUCUGUCGCACGUGCAUCGAAGGAUGGCUUGUCCAAAACACGCGCUGUCCAGAGGACCGGAAACAGCUAUCGCUCUCUGCUCUUAAACCCCUCUUUCGAUACAUGAAAAACGAUCUCAACAAAAUGCAACUAAAAUGUUGCAACCAUUUCUUGGGAUGUACGUUUAUUGGCGAUUUGGAAUUUAUGCAUACCCAUGAAUCUGAAUGUCCAUUGGGAACAGUACCAUGUCCAAACGAGAAAUGCAAACUGAUGGUUUCGCGGAAAGAUUUGGUUGAGCACUUGGACAAUUGUGAAUUCAGAGCGAAAGAAUGUUCUAAUGGUUGUGGUAUGUUGAUGAUUUCACCGGAAGACGCAGCUCACAAUUGCAUCGCUGAACUUCGAACCGCGUAUGAUGUUCUUCGGUCGGAAAUGGCUUGCAAAAUUCAGGAACAGCGGCACGAGAUGGAACUUCGUUUGAAUAUGCAGCGUGAACACAUGGUUCAGAAAGAGUCUAUAAUCCAAUGCCAAGUUGACGAAUUAAAAUCUGAACUAUCACGGAUGUCGCAAAAGAUGAAACUUUUAAUGGAUUUGGAGAUUCAAAGACGACAGGACAUAGAGAGACUUGAGCUAGAGAAAAAAGAGCUCAUGGAGCUAUUGAAAGGCCAGGCCCGAGGGGGCGCAACAGAUAAAGGACAAGCGGCUGGUUCAAGUCGUACACAGCUUCCGUCAUCGUUCACUGGCAAAGUCACGACCAUUUGAGACCCUGGCUGCUGGUUUCAAAAACAAACGAUUUCUGACGAUGGUGAAGAGAUGACAAUGGUUCACGAAUCACAGAAUGCGACAGAUGUCAAGACCAAGAAGCACGUUAUGUAGAAGGACGUAAGUCUUGCUGUACAAUCCAUACAAUUUGCGGUGUUUCAAAAGUUGAUGGCUGAAUGAUAUAGGUCAUCUGAAACUGAAAUGUUGUAUCAUAUCAUAGUUUGUUAUAAGACCAAGGAUCACGUUAUAUACAGGGAUGUAACUCUUGCUGUCCAAACUAUAUAAAGGGACGUUACUCUUGCUGUCCAACCUAUAUAAAGGGACGUAACUCUUGCUGUCAAACCGAUAUAAAGGGACGUAGCUCUUGCUGUCCAAACUAUAUAAAGGGACGUAACUCUUGCUGUCCAACCGAUAUAAAGGGACGUAACUCUUGCUGUCCAACCUAUAUAAAGGGACGUAACUCUUGCUCUCCAACCUAUAUAAAGGGACGUUACUCUUGCUGUCCAAACUAUAUAAAGGGACGUAACUCUUGCUGUCCAAACUAUAUAAAGGGACGUAACUCUUGCUGUCCAAACCACAUAAUUUGUGGUGAUACCACAUUUCAAAAUGUGAUGCAUAAACAAUAUUUUCCUAUUGGUUCAUACAUAAAACUGAAAUAUAUUUUAUCAUAUGAAGUUUUUUUCAUUUUCCUACUCAAAUACAGAUAUACAUGAUAUAUAAAUCUAUAUAAUUUUUAAAAUGUUUCAAAAUAUACUGGUACCAUGAAUUCUAGUGACCUAGCUAUUGUUUGUAUAUUAGAUAUGUACUUGUAUGGGUUCAAUACAAUGACUUGUGUAUCAUCACAUUGUUAUAUCAAACAUGUUUAAAACGAAACUCCAGUGUAUAUAGGAUGACCAUAUGGUAAGUGUUAACAUUCUGGGCAAUAUUUAAAAUCAUUUUAGUGCAUUUCCAAAUCAUAUUAUAGAUAUUAAUAUACUAAGCAUCUGAUACUAUAUUUCAUAUCUAAAUGUACGAUAUAUCACAUCAUCAUUUUUCUAUUUAAUCAUAUAUUUAUUCAGAGUAAUGUUUAUUUUAUCCAGUUUUUAUUUUUUGGUAACAACAGCCAAAUCCAUGAAUCUGACAAAUGAUAAACUUUGGUCAGAACUAAAAAGUUUAAUAAUUAUUCCCUUUAUAUAUUUUUUAACUUGAAACUAUGUCGCGUCUAUAGAUGUUGAUAUGAUUGAAAUGCAUAAUGAGACCAUCCAUACACUGAAAUCAUUUGAAGACCAAAAAAGUGCCCUUCCUUUCCAACAUUGUUUGAUAUUGUUUAAAAUGAUUAUCAUUAGAUAUCUUUUGAUGCAUUUUUAAUAUACAAUGUAUCAUUUAGUUUUUGCAGUGAACAUCUUUAUUUUGAUACUCAUAAGAAAAGAAUUGAAAUAACUUCAGUGAGGAAGUAAUACUUCA